Messenger RNA from Harpia harpyja (harpy eagle), 3805 nucleotides. RefSeq names its product SKI2 subunit of superkiller complex (gene SKIC2). Gene Ontology annotation, cellular component: Ski complex. Gene Ontology annotation, molecular function: ATP binding; nucleic acid binding; RNA helicase activity. The record is from RefSeq and is a predicted model, not a curated record. NCBI's taxonomy places the organism in Eukaryota, Metazoa, Chordata, Aves, Accipitriformes, Accipitridae. Gene Ontology annotation, biological process: nuclear-transcribed mRNA catabolic process, 3'-5' exonucleolytic nonsense-mediated decay.
UGAAGGCGGCGGCACCGUGACCCGGAAGCGCUCCCGCCGCUGCGGCCUGCUCGCCGGGAUGGAGCUGGAGCGGAUCGCGCUGCCCCCCCGCGGGCCCCUGGAGCUGCCGCUGGCGCUGCUGGAGCUGGGCUGCGCCGGGCGCUUCGAGCUGCUGACGGGACCCCCGGGGCCGGGGGAAGCGCCCCCGCCGCGGUCCACACUGCCCCAGGGGCUGCCCCCCUUCGCCCCCCCCCCGGUGUCGGAGCUGGAGCAGCGGUUUUUGGGGACCCCCGAGUGGCUGCCCCCCCACCAGCACGAGCGGGCCCGCAGGUAUUGGGGGGGGAUGUCUCGCGGUGGUGGCAGCGGGCGCCAGAGCCCCGGGCCCCUCUUUGCACUGGAGCCCACCCCGGUGGCCGGGGGGCUGCGGGCCGAGCGGGACCCCCACAGCGGCGCCCUGAGGGGCUUCACUGAGGAGCUGCUGUCCGAUGUGGGGCUCUCAGCCAAGAACUCGCUGUCGCUGCGCCGGCCCCCCGGCCCCCCCGGGCAGAGCCUGCGGGGCAAUGCCACCAACUUCCCCUUCUGGCCAGGUAAAGCCCCCCCCCUUUAUCUCUGGGGAGGUAGUUUUGCCGGGGGGGGCGGGGCCAUGUGGAUCCAUGGGGCCGAGCCCCCGCGGAUGCGGGGCCCCCCCAUCUCACGCCCCACGCAGCGGCGAGGGUGGGGGGGCCGCUGUCCCUCUCCAGCCUCUUGGAGACCCUCGACAUGUUCGACCUGGGGGGGGGACGAGGCCGAGGGGGGCUCAGGGGACAGCCGGCCCCCGGCGGGGGGCAGCCCCCCGCCCCCCCUGCGCCACGCCGACAGCCUGGAGGAGGUGCUGCUGAAGGAGGCGGUGGAGCCCCCUGCCCCCCCCCCGGAGCCCCCCGAGGAGCAGUGGGCCAUCCCCAUCGACGCCAGCACCCCCGUGGAAGACUUUGACCAGCGCAUCCCUGACCCCGCUUUCAAGUGGCCCUUCGUGCCCGACCCCUUCCAGCAGCAGGCCGUGCUCUGCCUGGAGAGGGGCCACUCGCUGCUGGUGGCCGCCCACACCUCGGCCGGCAAAACCGCCGUGGCCGAGUACGCCAUCGCCCUGGCCCAGCGCCACAUGACCCGGACCAUCUACACCUCCCCCAUCAAGGCACUCUCCAACCAGAAGUUCCGGGAUUUCAAGACGACGUUCGGGGACGUGGGGCUGCUGACGGGGGACGUGCAGCUGCGCCCCGAGGCCUCCUGCCUCAUCAUGACCACCGAGAUCCUGCGAUCGAUGCUCUACAACGGCUCCGACGUCAUCCGGGAGCUGGAGUGGGUCAUUUUCGAUGAGGUGCAUUACAUCAACGAUGCUGAGCGCGGCGUGGUGUGGGAGGAGGUGCUGAUCAUGCUGCCCGAGCACGUCAAGCUCAUCUUGCUCAGUGCCACCAUCCCCAACGCCCUCGAGUUCGCCCAGUGGGUCGGCCGCACCAAGCGCCGGCGCCUGCGGGUGAUCAGCACGCGGCAGCGCCCGGUGCCGCUGGAGCAUUUUCUCUACACCGGGAACAGCUCCCGCACCCGCCACCAGCUCUUCCUCCUCCUCGACGCCCGCGGCAACUUCAGCACCCAGGGGUACUACGCGGCCGUGGAGGCCAAGAAGGAGCGAACCAGCAAACACGCGCAGACCUUCGGAGCCAAGCAGCCCACCAUGGGGGGCACCGGCCCCGGGCAGGACCGGGGGGUCUGGCUGGCGUUGCUGGGGCUGCUGCGGGAGCGGGAGCAGUUGCCGGUCGUCGCCUUCACCUUCUCCCGCAGCCGGUGCGACGAGCACGCCGACGCGCUGGGCUCCCUCGACCUGGUCUCCAGCGCCGAGAAGGGCCGGAUCCGGCUCUUCUUCCAGCGCUGCAUCGCCCGCCUGCGCGGCUCCGACCGCCGGCUGCCGCAGGUGCUGCGCAUGGCGGAGCUGCUGCAGCGCGGCAUCGGGGUGCACCACGGCGGGGUGCUGCCCCUGCUCAAGGAGGUGGUGGAGAUGCUUUUCAGCCAGGGGCUGGUCAAGGUGCUCUUCGCCACCGAGACCUUCGCCAUGGGUGUGAACAUGCCGGCCCGCACCGUUGUCUUUGACUCCAUCCGCAAACACGACGGCAACAAUUUCCGCGAUCUCCUGCCCGGGGAGUACGUGCAGAUGUCGGGGCGCGCGGGGCGGCGGGGGUUGGAUUCCACCGGCACCGUCAUCAUCCUCUGCAAGGGGCCCGUCCCUGAGAUGGCCGACCUGCACCGCGUGAUGCUGGGCCGCCCCACGCGCCUGCAGUCCCAGUUCCGCCUGACCUACUCCAUGAUCCUCAACCUGCUGCGGGCGCAGGCGCUGCGCGUCGAGGACAUGAUGCGGCGAAGCUUCUCCGAGUUCCCCCUGCGGCGCGACGCCCCGGCGCAGGAGCGGCGCGUGGCGGAGCUGCAGCGGGAGCUGGCGGCGCUGGGGGAGCCGGAGGCCGAGGGGGCCAUGGCCGACCUGCCCCCCUACCACCGGGCCGUGCAGGGGCUGCGCCAGGCCCGGGGGUCCCGGCAGCGGCGCCUGGCAGAGUCGGUGGCGGGGCUGCGGGCGCUGGCGCCCGGCCGGGUGGUGGUGGUCUGCACCCCCAAACACCGCAACGCCCUCGGCCUCAUCCUCCAGGUGUCCUCAGAGGGGUCCAGCCGCACCUUCACCACGCUGGUGCUGUGUGAGAAGCCCCCUGAGGAGGGGGGGCGGCGGUGGACCCCCCCAAAGCCCGAUGUCCCCUACCCCGAGGACCUGCUGCUCACCAGGCUCUUCGUGCCCGAGGGCGCCUGUGGCCACGUGCUGGAGAAGCUGCAGCCCGGGGACAUCGGGGGGGUCACGGCCAAGACCCUGCGGGUGAACCCCGAGAGGGUCCUGCAGGAGCUGCGCCCCCGCCAGGCCGUCCCCCCCAGAUCGGAGCCCCCUGGGAUGGAGGUGGGGGCGGCGGUGCAGGAGCUGCUGGCCCGGCUGGCGGGGGGGGCCCCGGGGGGGCUCCCCCUGCUCGACCCCGUGGGGACCCUGCAGCUGCGGGACCCCGAGGCCGUGGAGGCGGCCGCCCGUGCCCGGACCCUGGCCGCCUCGCUGGGCUCCUUCCACUGCGUCCACAGCCCCCGCUUCCCCCAGCAGUACGCCCAGUUCGCCGCCCGCCAGGAGCUGCUGGAGCAGCUGGAGCAUCUCCAGUUCCUGCUGUCGGACCAGUCGCUGCUGCUGCUGCCCGAGUACCACCAGCGUGUGGCCGUGCUGCGGGCGCUGGGGUACGUGGCGGAGGGGGGGGCGGUGGCGCUGGGGGGUCGCCUGGCCUCCCUGCUGAGCACCCACGAGCUGGUGCUGACCGAGCUGCUGCUGGGGAACGUCCUGGCCCCCCUGGUCUGCCAGGGGCGGGGGGAGGCCCCCCCCCACAUGCCCCCUGCCCUCCAGCAGGGGAUGGAGCAGGUGCGGGCUGUGGCGCAGCGCGUGGGGCGGCUGCAGCAGGAGUGCGGCCUCAGCCAGAGCGUCGAGGAGUUUGUCGACCAGUUCAGCUUCAGCCUCGUCGAGGUCGUCUACGAGUGGGCCCGUGGCAUGCCCUUCGCGGACAUCGCCCGGCUGGCGGCGGUGCAGGAGGGGGCCGUCGUUCGCUGCAUCCAGCAGCUGGAGGAGACGUGCCGGGAGGUUCGCCAGGCCGCCCGGCUGGUGGGGGAGUCUGCGCUGGCCGCCAAGAUGGAGGCCGCCUCCAACAUGAUCAAACGCGACAACAUGAUCAAACGCGACAUCGUCUUCGCCGCCAGCCUCUACACCCAAUAAAGGCUUUAUGUGUCC